AUGAAGCCACGUAGUAUAUUGGCGAUUCUCGUUAUUAUGUUGCUGUGCACUGAAGCCGUCAUUGUGCAUGGUGAUAAUAAGGGUGGCAACGGAAACGGAAAUGGAAAUGGCAACGGCAACGGAAAUGGAAAUGGCAACGGGAACGGAAAUGGAAAUGGAAACGGAAACGGCAACGGCAAUGGUAAUGGCAACGGGAACGGGAACGGAAAUGGAAAUGGAAACGGAAACGGAAAUGGCAAUGGUAAUGGAAACGGCAACGGUAAUGGAAACGGCAACGGUAAUGGAAAUGGAAACGGAAAUGGCAACGGUAAUGGAAAUGGCAAUGGUAAUGGAAAUGGAAACGGCAAUGGCAACGGAAAUGGAAAUGGCAACGGCAACGGUAAUGGCAAUGGCAACGGCAACGGUAAUGGAAAUGGCAAUGGCAAUGGUAAUGGAAAUGGCAAUGGAAACGGCAACGGUAAUGGCAACGACAAGGGCAAUGGUGAUAAGAAUAAGAAGAAAUAUGAUGAUGAAGUGGAUUAUGACCACUUGUCACCAUCGAAGAGUGGACAAGAACGUGCCUACUGCAAAGCCAAAGGUGCUUGUUACCACCAGACUCUUAUUUGCCCCUCUGAAUGCCCUCGAAGGAAGCCUAAGCAUAAUAAGAAGCAGAAGGGUUGCCAUAUCAACUGUGCCAGCAAGUGUGAAGCCACUUGCAAGUGGAGGAAACCAGAAUGUGAUGGCUAUGGUUCUAUUUGCUAUGACCCUCGUUUUAUUGGCGGUGAUGGAGUUAUGUUCUACUUCCAUGGAGCUAAAGAUGGAAACUUUGCCAUCGUCUCCGAUGAUAAGCUUCAAAUCAAUGCUCAUUUCAUCGGCACUAGACCACAAGGAAGGACUCGCGAUUUCACAUGGGUGCAAGCCUUGGCCGUCAUGUUCGAUACCCACACUCUUGUCAUCGGAGCAAAUAGAGUUUCUCAUUGGGACGACAACAUCGAUGCUCUAAGUGUUCGAUGGGAUGGCGACACUGUUAACAUCCCUUACGACGGAGAAGCCGAAUGGAGGAAUGGACGAGUGUUGAUCGAAAGAACCGAUGACAGAAACAACAUUCUUGUCAAAGUAUCGGGAUUGGUGGAGAUUUACAUAAGGGUGAGACCGAUUGGAAAAAAGGAAAAUAGGGUUCAUAAGUAUCAGUUACCAGAUGAUAAUGCCUUUGCUCACUUGGAAACACAGUUCAAAUUCAGCAACUUAAGUGAUGAAGUUGAAGGAGUGUUGGGAAAAACGUACCAGCCUGGUUAUAUGAGUCCAGUGAAGAGAGGGGUGCCAAUGCCCAUAAUGGGUGGGGAAGAUAGGUAUCAAACCCCAUCACUGUUUUCAACUUUCUGCAAGGCUUGCAGGUUUCAGAGAUCUUCUGUAUCAGUUGCCAGCAUCUGAACUGAGUUUCAUAUUCUGCAU
Molecule: messenger RNA, 1431 nt
Organism: Hibiscus syriacus
Lineage: Eukaryota; Viridiplantae; Streptophyta; Magnoliopsida; Malvales; Malvaceae
Exons: 2
Coding region: 1-1410 (469 amino acids)
Source: RefSeq, a predicted model, not a curated record